AUGGCUGCGGUACAAAUUGUCCCUGAUAGUACACUCUCAGUCUCCCCCAGCGAUGAGAGACACCCUACACCUAUUCCAGAAGACCAAGGAUCCGAAGAUGACACUCCGCCAUUACAUGCUGUCAACGUUGCCCUGCGAUGGAACGGGUCCAAGACUAUGAUAUGGAGGGUUUUGGCCACAUUCUGGUGUGCAUUUGUGAUGGGCUCUAAUGAUGCUGCAUAUGGAUCUAUCAUUCCCUACCUCGAGCUUUCCUACCACAAGAACUACACGGUCAUUUCCCUAGUGUUCCUAUCCCCAUUCUUAGGCUACACUGUAUCCGCCAUCCUAAGUAACCUGAUUCACCAACGUCUCGGUCGUCGAGGAGUGGCAUUUAUCGGCCCGGCAUGUCAUUUACUCGCCUUUGCGGUCAUAUCGACGAACCCCCCAUUCCCGGUGUUGGUGAUCAUGUAUAUCUUCGUUGGUCUGGGGAGUGGGAUUCAGAACGCGGGGUGGAAUGUGUGGAUUAGCAGUCUGGCCAAUUCUCAUGAAGUACUCGGGUGUUUCCAUGGGUUCUAUGGUGUGGGUGCUACAGUUAGUCCUCUUGUUGCGACAACUUUGAUCACUCAAGUGGGCUGGGAGUGGAAUACAUUCUAUUAUCUGCUGACUGGAGCCGCUGCCCUCGAGCUCAUCAACGCCACCGCCGCUUUCUGGACGGAAACCGGCUCCAAGUAUCAACAGGAUCAUCCAUCGGCCCCCGGUAGAGAGGGGGUCAACCAGACCAGACUAUCUCUCACAUACAGGGUCACCUGGAUAUGCGCCAUCUUCCUCUUCCUCUACGGUGGCUGCGAAGUCGCCAUCGGCGGAUGGAUCGUCGUGUUCAUGACAAGCGUCCGCCAUGGCAGCCCCUUUGCAUCCGGUAUGGCCGAAACAGGUUUCUGGCUCGGCGUCACGGUAGGCCGCUUCGUGUUGGGAUUUGUCUCGCCGCGGAUUGGCGAGAAACUGUCCAUUAUCGUGUACAUUGUUCUUGCCAUCGCGUUGGAACUGAUCUUCUGGCUUGUGCCUGAUUUUAUUGUUUCGGCUGUAGCGGUUGCACUGGUUGGGUUCUUCCUGGGGACCAUUUUUCCGGGCGUUGUGGUUGUUGCAACUAGGAUGUUGCCGAAGCAUUUGCACGUCGCGGCUAUUGGGUUUGCAGCUGCGUUCUCGAUGGGUGGAGGAGCCGUCUUUCCUUUCAUGAUUGGUGCUAUUGCGCAGGCUAAGGGUGUGUCUGUGCUGCAGCCCAUUCUGUUAGCGAUGUUGGCUGUGGCUCUGAUGAUUUGGGCAACACUGCUGCGGGCCCCAUCGCAACAGUCGCAGCAUCAAGUUUGA
This is a messenger RNA of Penicillium subrubescens, 1344 nucleotides long. RefSeq names its product MFS transporter. Gene Ontology annotation, cellular component: membrane. Gene Ontology annotation, biological process: transmembrane transport. The coding region runs from base 1 to 1344 and encodes 447 amino acids. Gene Ontology annotation, molecular function: transmembrane transporter activity. The record is from RefSeq and is a predicted model, not a curated record. The transcript has 3 exons. Lineage: Eukaryota; Fungi; Ascomycota; Eurotiomycetes; Eurotiales; Aspergillaceae.